This is a messenger RNA of Globicephala melas (long-finned pilot whale), 2043 nucleotides long. RefSeq names its product axonemal dynein light chain domain-containing protein 1-like. Lineage: Eukaryota; Metazoa; Chordata; Mammalia; Artiodactyla; Delphinidae. The record is from RefSeq and is a predicted model, not a curated record.
AUGAGGCAUUCAAAAGUAGUUAAGAGAAGCACUACAGAAGAACUUGAGCGCUGCAGAGAAAAGUGUAUGUGUAAUAAGGAGGAAAAGGUGCGGCUACAAGAUAUCUGGCGAGAAGCACAGUUUACAGGACUUCCUAAACUAAGGGAGAAAAAAAGUCUGGUGGAUCCGUCGAAACCCCUUCCUACUUCCCUUCAGAAUGAGUUCAUCCCUCAGGGAGUUCUACUUUCUCUGACCUAUACAGCCAAUGCUGGUCCUUGUCCUGAAAACUUACUGCCUCCUAAGAAAAUUAAAACCCCAAAGGGUACUCUUCCACGCCCUGUUGACCACGUUUGGCAUAACCCUAUUCGAAGAAAUAAGUUCAAAUAUCUGAUUGACCAUCCCGUUUCCCUAACGGGAGCUGGAAGGGAUAUUUCUUUUCUGUACGAUGUUAAAUAUGUUAAAGGAGAGACUAGGGAGAGCGCAGUUUGUUCCCCACAAAUGGAUUGUUCAUUACAGUCACGUGAUGGUGUCCUUGUGCCUCGUAAGCCAAAGAAACUAACAGAUACUUUGAUUCCUGAAGAAUUUCAUAUUGUGUCAAAUACAGGAGUUUCAGGUUUGGAGUGUUAUGAUGACAAAUAUACUACUCUCCUCACAGAUAGUGAAAAUAGACUAUUGCUCUUCCCAUCCAUGAAACCUAAUAAAAGAGUAGAAGUGGUCCAGCUGAAUGAUGUGAUGGAUGCUAUGCUAGAGAGGGCUGGUGUGGAAAAUCAGGCAUAUACAGGGCCAACCAAGAUGCACAAACUACUUCAUAUAUUGAAGAAGGAACAGACCAUUUAUAAUAUAGUAUUUCAUGAACUUAUUCGACAAGUCAGUGUGGACUGUGCAGAUAGAGGAGAACUACUAUCCAAAAUCAGAGAGCGGUAUGUAUAAAUGCUUGAUCAAAUUGCCUGGCAUAUGACUGACUUCUACAAAGACAUGGUAACUCAGCGAGUGAUGGACCAGCGCAUUUUAGAAGAACUGUUCAAUUUUAAUAAUGUUAUUGAGGAACUGAUCAGGGAGCUGUGUUUGGUUCAGGCACAUGAUAUGAAAUUAACAAAGGAAGCAGAGAAGGCCCACAGAGCUUUGGCACAAGCUCUUUUAGACGCUGAAAAGAAUGCCAGAAUUGUAGAAGAAUAUCAUGACUUAUAUACGUUACAAAGAGGAAGGAUGGAGAGUGAUAUUAAACAGUUAAUGGCAGAAAGAGAUAUCUGGAGCUCAGCCACAUAUGAAUUGUCCAUAAAGGUAAUUGAAAGAAAUAAAGUCAUGUUGGCUAAAAGACUUUACCUCAAUGAAAAAGGCUGGAAUAAAUAUACUAAGCAUUUCAUCAUACUGCUGUCAACUAAGGACACUGCAGACCUUGCACUGUUGCAGAAGUUGACGGAGAAAUGGAGAAACUUAGUGAAUAAAUUUAAACAGGAAGUGGAACAAAAUGAAGAGUCUACAAGAGAAAAAUUGCAAAGUGUUAAGGAUGGCCUCAUCAAAUGGCAGCAGUUCUUCAGAAAUAAUAUUGGAAAAGACAUUCUAUCCCCUAGUAAAGAAAAUAGAUUUGAAUCAGUUGUUCAAGACUUCAAGCAGUGGCAAAAGAUGUUGACUGAAGACAAAGACAAAUUUUCUGGGGAUCUCCUAGUGUCAAAAUAUGAUUGUCUCAAGAUUAUUAAACGUUUACAGGAAAGCUGGGCAGAUAUUGGGCUUGGGAUAUUUAGUCACCAUAAAAGUAUGGAGGGAAAGUUACCACCAGAGCAGAAGCACAUGGAGGAAAUUGUGAAAAGUACAGGAAGACUCUACAAAGAAUUUGAAAUAAGAAUAAAUGGGGAUAAUGGUAUCUCUAAAAUUCUUCCAAGUUUGGUUAGUUCUCUUGAAUUCUGUUCUUUCAAGUUGGAAAGCCUGCUGGAGUUUCCUGAACUGCUUCUUGAAGAAUGGGAGGGACUUAAUGAAAAAAGUAAUGAAAUGAAAUCUCAGUUGGAUGCAUCGUUAAACGUUAUUGGUACUGUUCCGCAGUACAUAGAUGUGGAUUCUGGCUCGUAA